Messenger RNA from Monosiga brevicollis MX1, 1210 nucleotides. RefSeq lists its product as uncharacterized. The transcript has 2 exons. Gene Ontology annotation, biological process: SCF-dependent proteasomal ubiquitin-dependent protein catabolic process. Bases 91 to 1119 code for a protein of 342 amino acids. Gene Ontology annotation, molecular function: protein binding. The record is from RefSeq and is a predicted model, not a curated record. Lineage: Eukaryota; Choanoflagellata; Craspedida; Salpingoecidae. Gene Ontology annotation, cellular component: SCF ubiquitin ligase complex.
CGCUCCUUGCUCGUCAAAAAUCGUCGCGCAACGUGGUCAGGACGCGGGUGAGGUCGCGCAAGCAGCGCUUGGAUUCGGGCAUGGGCAUCAAUGGACACGUUGCAGCCAAGGCAAGGAAUAAGGUUGCGCAAGUGUAUGGACGUGCGGCCUGUGGUGCUGCCCGAUGAUGUUCUCCUCAACAUCUUCUCGCGGUUCUCGCCGCGCGAGCUUUUGGUGCUCAUGCAGGUGUGCCGGCAAUGGCGGCGUGUGGGCUGCCACCCACAUUUAUGGACCUACGUGAACUUUGGGUUGGCCGGCUGUGAGCUCGAACUGCAGGUCGACGAUCAAGGGCUGGGUAGUUGCCUCCGGCUCGGGCCAGUCUUUCAGUUGGAUCUGGAACUGUGUCGCGGCGUCCGUCAAGCGACUCUGGCCGUUGUGGCGACGCAAUGCGCUACAACCCUGCAGCGGCUUAACUUGGCGGGGUGUCGGUCCAUUUCCCCGAGUGGGUUGGCGCCCUUGGUGCAAUGCACGCAGCUUCGCGUGCUAUCCUUGCGUGGUUGCGUGCAGUGCAGUGACGAAUCAAUUGCAGGCGUACUUCGGGCAUGUCCAAAGCUGGCUUAUCUUGACUUGGGCUUUAUCCCCGGCCUUGAUAAGCAGGUGGGACAAGCCCUUGGUCAAUUGCCACACCUCCGCCAUCUCUCGCUGCGGGCGACCCCCACAAACGGAACCUUUCUCACGCACUUAGCCCGGGCCAACCCACCGCUGCAAUUCUUGUCGCUCCGCAAGUGUCCACUUGUUCCCAUGCCCGCCCUGGCCGCCCUGCUUCGAACGGAAGGGCCACGGACCCACAUGCAGCGCCUUGAUCUCCGACAGAUGCCAUACACAGCUGAGGCACUGGCUCACUUUGCCACACUCUUGGACACGCUGCAAUCCCUGCUCUACGUGGACGUGGAUGCCAUGCUGGUGAUGGAGCGCUUUGUGCUGACCAGUGCCGUGGGUGGCUACCAAUACCAGGCCGCUGCCCUCGAUGAUGAUCCACGGGAUUCAUUGCAGAACAACACCUUUUAUGCCGCAUUUGCUCCGGGGCCCACCCGCCUGGCUGGAGCACACCACGAGACCUAUGGAUGCAUUUUGGAUUAGGUGACGCAUUGAAAGCUCGGAGAACUUGAAGACUGGUUGUUUUCUGUUCCCACGAGGCGCUGUGGGCCUAAAUUUCAUCCACCAUAAGCAU